UGAAUCUUAUCCCAAAUUUGGCUCGUACAAGAAUUUAUAUAAUCUACCUAUAGUUCGUGUAAGAUUGGAAUUUCAAUCGUAUUAUUGUUAUUGUUGCAUCAUAAAGUGUUGCAAGUGGAUCUCCAUAUAUAUUACUUCUUGUCUCCUCUCCUCGACGACAGACCUCCUCCCCCUCCAUACAACGGCCUAGUGUUUAUCGUUGCGGUCCUUCUCCUCGCGUAGAGUGUGCACCCCUUCCUCACACCCCCACCUCCCGUCUCACACACACACCCCCCCUCCGUCUCGCCCCCACCUUCUGUCUCGCCCUGGCUCACCCUACCUGACCCCAUGGAAUUAUUAGACUAUCUGGGCAACGCAGGAUUCAAUUUGAAGAGUUCUUCUGAGUCUGAAGAAGAGUACCAAAUCAUGAGUACCUAUUUCCAUUCCCAGGCUUCAGACAAUGAUCUGAGCUACACCAAUGACACCGACUAUGAGUACAAGCAGCCAAUGGCCUUGGUCUCUGGCCUGGGCCUGGGCCUGGCUGUGAGUCUGGCCGUGAGUCUUGUUCCCUCCCACCAACCAGCACCCAUCUCCCUGACGUUGGCAACUACCCACAGUCAUGGCCACACCCACACCCACAGUCAUGGCCAUCCUCAUAUCCAUUCCUAUACACAACCAGAAUACAGUUACGGCCAAGCGUUUGAUGAUGAACUGUCGAUCAGUGUCCCCAAUUCCGCCGUGGUCCCAACUGUACCGAUGAUGGAUCUCUAUUCCCUGAGUCUUCUUGUCAAAUCUUCACAACAACCUCCUCUUUUCCCAACUUCAUUCUAUCCUGAAGAUCCAAGACCUCUCCCCAUUGCUGCUGCUGCUGCUGCUGGAGCCUCUGGUGGAGCCAGUGCCAACACCCCGGUGGUUAACCCGGUGCAAACCCCAUCUCUCAGACAUCAACCUUCACCACCACAAUCAACUCCAACCUCACAACAAACCCCAUCCAUACAAACCACCUCGACUCCAGCCUCGCUCCCGAUCUCGUCGCCACAACUCAACAUGCAUGAAUACCCGGACAUGACCACCAUGGUGAAUUCAAACUCAUCAAUGGUGGUACCCAUGGUUGACUCAACCUUUGUUGAUCUUCACAUCUGUACCAUCUGCUCGAAGCGGAUCACCAGAGACAUGUCCCGUCACAUGAGAACCCACCAGAUAAUACCGAGGUUCCUGUGCACGUUCCCCAAGCUGCAAUGCAACCACAAGUCCGGCCGGUUCAAUAGACCAUACGAUUUCAAGAAACAUUUGUUGAACCGUCACUUCAAGUUUGACAUCCCAGACAUAAAACGCAUCCACAACUUGAGCGACAAGUUGGACCACACCGGCUCAUGUCCAUGUGGGUUGCGCUUUGUGGGCAAGGACUGGCUCGACUUCCACAUCCUCACCCCUGACAGAUCCAAGAGAUGUCCAUGCAUUGAAGUCUCGGCAUAGAAGCUUAAUAGAUACAAU
Messenger RNA from [Candida] anglica, 1473 nucleotides. The record is from the annotation of a GenBank genome assembly. NCBI's taxonomy places the organism in Eukaryota, Fungi, Ascomycota, Pichiomycetes, Serinales, Debaryomycetaceae.